This is a messenger RNA of Acanthaster planci (crown-of-thorns starfish), 3272 nucleotides long. RefSeq lists its product as uncharacterized. Gene Ontology annotation, cellular component: plasma membrane. The record is from RefSeq and is a predicted model, not a curated record. NCBI's taxonomy places the organism in Eukaryota, Metazoa, Echinodermata, Asteroidea, Valvatida, Acanthasteridae.
CGAAGCAUUACGUCAUUUUUUUUUUUAAACCAAAGCGGUGGCGGGGCUGGUCGGGGUGCAGGCUAAAAAUGAUGGGGUGAAUCAAGCUGAGUUAUGCCCAUUAGGCAUUACGUUUACUUCUUCAGUUUCUUUUGGUUCAUUUUUAAUUGUAAAUUAUGUCUUUACUGUGUGAGCGUGAUACGAACCACAAUACGGAGACGGAAAGUGUGAUUGCAGAGUGGCGAAAUGGAGACAUGCAAGUCUUCGGUCCAAGAACACGGCGCUACUUGGAAGUGUUUGAGGAGUUUGACCGUGGGAAUAAAAAACUGGACAGAAAGAGUUUACUACAGGCCUUCAGUCAUAUGAAGAUAUUUCCCACAAGAUCUCAAAUUUAUUCAAUGCUGAUGUGUAGCAGUGAGUGUUUGCAGCGAGAUGGUGAUGAUUUCAUUACGUUUGGUGACUUCUGUGUCUUUACUUCAGACCUCGAGGAACAUUAUGACAAAUUUAGUGCCUUAAACCAUUCCAGUGAGAUACCAAAUGCAACUGAUCCAAGAUAUCGUCACAAUGCAACCCAUCAUCCAAGAUCUUCCUCCUCUAUGCCCAAAUUCAAAGUGUUCCUUGGUGGUUCGUGCAAUCCGACAACUUGGCGGAAAGACAUUGCCAUUCCCCUGCUGAAAGACUACAACCUAACUUACUACAACCCACAGCAAGUUGAGAAUUGGAGCCACGAACUGAUAGCAAUUGAAGAUGAAGCCAAGGAAGUGGCUGAAUUGCUUCUUUUUGUCAUUGACAGCUCAACACGAAGUGUUGCAUCUCUAGUAGAGGCUGCGUAUUUGUCAGGUGCAGGUAGACCUUUGGUGCUUGUCAUGAAAGGCUUGCCAACAGUAGUUGAAAAUGAAACAAUAUCAGACAAUGAGUUGAAGGAUUUGAGGCACAGUCAUGCCUUCUUAUGUGACAUGGUAGAGAGACAGUGGUGUCCAAUCUUUGAAGAUGUCAAAAUCUCGUUACACUGUGCUGCAAAGGCCCUGCAUAGAGGACUUCACUUGAGUCAACUCACACUAGAAGACGGAGCACAACCUGUAAAACAUCCUGCCUUCAAAGUCGGAGAUAAACUCAGACACAUCCGUGAAGUCUUUGAUGAGUUUGAUCGAGAUAAUCGCAGUAGAAUAUCACUUUCUAAUGCAUUUCUUGCCAUUCGGGCUGUGACUGGUAAAGAUCUUGCCUUCCCUGCAUAUAACCAAAUUGUAGCCAGCUGUGCAGAGACAGGAGACAAGACUGACUUGGACUUCAAUGAGUUUUGUUGCCUGGUUACAGAGUAUAAGCAUUACCAACCGCCACCUUCCAGCAAAGGAGCUUUCUCCAGACUUGUGUCUUCCAUUUAUCGUUGGCUGAGUACAUUCAAGACAUCAUCCAUUCCUCGAAAGGUCGUUGAGGUCCAGACAGAUGUUUUCCUUGGUGGGACCUGUUUGGACACAACAUGGAGAGAGGAGAUUGCCAUCCCAUGUCUCGCGAGGCAUGAUCUGACCUUUUUCAAUCCUAAAGUGUCCAACUGGAACAUGUCUAACAUUGCUAUUGAGGCCCGAGCCAAGGAUACAUCAUUGUACCUGUUGUUUGUCAUCAGUGCUACUUCCCGUGGCAUAGCAUCAAUGAUUGAGGUUGCCCACUACAUUGGUCAAGGAAGGAAGGUAGUGCUAUGCAUCCAACAGAUGGAGCAUGGUGUCUGUGUCUAUGGGGAAACGCUGACAGAGCGAGCUAUCAGAGACUAUAAUCGAGCUCGUAGCUACCUAGCUGAUAUUGCGAAGCGUCGGGGGGUACCAGUCUAUGAAAACAUCCAAGAAACCAUUGAUGUCCUGGUGGAGAAACUCAAAAUGGAACAUGAAGGGAGUGUAGAUGACUGACCAAUAUGAACUACUAUGUGCUGUAAGUGCUUUCUCUUAAAUUGGGCUUUCACUAUGCAUCCCAUUGCCAACUCUGUCAUAAUGAAAUGGUUUGGAAAGAAAUUGAACAUCUAGGAUUUUGUUACUUUAACAAAUCACUUUCGCCUCUGGUUUCUCAUGUCAUUUCCUGCUCAAUACUAUGAAAUCUUUGUAACAAAUGAAACUGGAUAGCAGCUUUUCAGUAUGGCACUUUGAACAUCUAACAAAAGAAGUAUGGUGCAAUAACAAUGGAUGUUCAUUGUUACUGCAUUGCUAUUCUUUUGUCUGAUGUUCAUAGUGUGAGAGGAUUGAGUACAAACUACUGUUGUGUGAUAUGCAGAAUACAGACAAGGCAGUUUGUUUUGCCCCCGAAUUCUACAAAGACCCGGUGGUAGUUGUUAUAAUCUAGCUGCCCAAACCUCAAAACACCAUGCCUUUGAACUGUCUUAAUAUUAUCAGAGAUAGAUAUUGCUGCUCUGACUGACAACUCAAUACAUUCACCACUGUGAGAAAUAAGACUGAAUCACACUCCGGUGCACUUCCAAGUACAUACCUCAAAAGCCACUCACAAAGCAACUUUUCAGCUUCAGUUGAAAUUGUUCAAUGAUCAGGCAGCUGAUUAUCUGCAUUAUUCAUAUCUUUAUAUGUAAUUUCACAGGAGUUUAAAUGAGUUUGGAGCUGUGUAAAGACCUUAUAUUUCACACACAAAGAUCCUAACUUGAAUUAUGCAGGUCCAAUAGUGGAAAACUUGCAAUGUGCUUAUACAAAGACCAUUUAAAAUAAAGAUUUCCCAGGAUGCACUGGGACAAGUGGCCUCUUGAUUAUGCACUGUAUUGGGAAUUGUUUUUAUGAACUACCUCCCAUUGUAAUCUGAGUUUAAAACACAACAUACAUGUACAUGGAGCUGUGGCCAGAAUGUAUCUUGUAACUCUUGCUAACCAUAUGUAAUGUGACUCAGUUUGAUACCGAGCUCUGUGAUGGUUUCUGCACUUUUUUUGUAUAAGUGUGUCUGCAUUGUGCGAUAAAAAAUAAUAGUAUACUGCCACAGUUAACCCAAACUCCCUAGGGUGUAUGUAAAAUCGUAUUGAAAUUGGAGGAGUUGGGACUGUUAGGGUUAAUGCAUAUUGUGUUGAAACCAUUUAAUAAGUGUUGUCUAAGGUUCCACUGGUUUUGCUGGAGCUUCAUAUUACAGUAAGGGAUUGUGAAAAUGCAAAUUAAGAUUGGCAUGCCAGUAAGAGGUCUACAUUGUCCAAGACUUGUCCAAGAUAUUUUACAAUAUAUCCUUAACCACAUCACGCCGCUGGCAGUUAUCAAUGUUGAUGAUGCUGGGAUGGGAUAAUUAUCAUUUUUUCUGUUUUCAAAAUUCUUUAAAAAUUC